AUGCCAGUCUCCAACCAGCUCACGAUCGAGGAGCGAUGGGCUGUCAGCGCCACAGAUUCGCAGUUCAAUGCGCUUUCCGGCGCGAUUGGAGGUUUCAUGUCGGGCAUUGUCACCUGCCCCCUGGAUGUCAUCAAGACGAAGCUACAAGCACAGGGAGGGUUUACGGCAGAGGGGACGCAGCGUCCAAGGGUCUAUAAGGGCUUGUUCGGGACAGCCAACGUCAUAUGGAGGGACGAAGGGCUCAGAGGCAUGUACAGAGGCCUUGGUCCUAUCAUAAUGGGAUACCUACCGACAUGGGCCGUAUGGUUUACCGUCUACAACAGAAGCAAGUUGCUCCUGGGUGAAUACCACCACAACAGCUUCGUCGUCAACUUCUGGUCAUCGAUCAUCGCAGGGGCCAGCAGUACUGUUGUCACGAACCCGAUUUGGGUCAUUAAGACCCGUCUCAUGUCGCAAUCAACGAGCCACGACCGGACGAAGCUCUCACUCUUUCCUAAGGGUUCGAAUACACCAACCUCGCGCCCAACAUUACACCAACCAUGGCACUACAAGUCGACAUGGGAUGCCGCGCGCAAGAUGUACACCACGGAGGGCCUGCUCUCAUUCUACUCUGGACUUACCCCGGCUCUUCUGGGCCUUUCUCAUGUGGCGGUUCAGUUCCCGGCGUACGAAUAUCUUAAAGUGAAGUUCACCGGCAGACCUAUGGGGGCAGCACCCGCAGCAGGGCAAGACGACAAGGCACACUGGUUCGGCAUCCUAUCAGCAUCAAUAAUGUCCAAAAUCCUGGCCAGCAGUGCCACAUAUCCACACGAGGUCAUCCGGACCCGGUUGCAAACACAACGGCGUCCCAUGCCCGGCCGCGAGUAUAUGGAGGGCAUUGGUGGUGUGGCGCCCGGAAUCAACGGGGGCUCUCAGCAAGUGCAGGCCGGACCCAAGUACAAGGGCGUUAUCUCCACAGCCCGAACGAUGCUGCGCGAAGAGGGGUGGAGGGCGUUCUACGCAGGGCUGGGCACGAAUAUGAUGCGCGCCGUCCCAGCAGCCACGGUCACGAUGCUAACAUACGAAUAUGUGAUGCGCCAUCUCAACCAUGUGCGGGCGAGUGGGAAGGAGAAGUUGCAAUUGCAACACAGAGAGGGCGAGCUGUCGGGCGCAUGA
This is a messenger RNA of Chaetomium strumarium, 1155 nucleotides long. Its product is annotated as mitochondrial carrier domain-containing protein. The transcript has 2 exons. Gene Ontology annotation, cellular component: mitochondrion. Gene Ontology annotation, molecular function: pyrimidine nucleotide transmembrane transporter activity. The coding region runs from base 1 to 1155 and encodes 384 amino acids. Gene Ontology annotation, biological process: pyrimidine nucleotide import into mitochondrion. NCBI's taxonomy places the organism in Eukaryota, Fungi, Ascomycota, Sordariomycetes, Sordariales, Chaetomiaceae. The record is from RefSeq and is a predicted model, not a curated record.